GCCUCUCAACCUAAUCUCUUCCCUUUUAUUCUCUGUCUGGCCCUCUCUUUCUACUUUUUCGUGGAGGUUUUCAGACUUGUUACUAAGAUGUCUGAUCUAGACUAAGUAACAUGAAAACGUAUGCUUUUUUUUUUUGGGAUUUUGAAUAUCCCGGAAUACAUAUUUUUUACGUUACUUAGUCUAGUUUCAGCCAUCUAUCAUCUUGCUUGUUAGCGAAGAAAGGUAAACUAAUUUUCUCAACCAAACUCCUUUUCGCAGUUCUCUUUUCUAUAUAGAAAAUCGUAUAGGCUUUUAUUAUUGUAACCGAUGGGAUGUUCGAUUUUUGAAACAAAGUAAGAUGUUUUGGUAGUAUGUCCAAAAGUAACAAACAAGUCAAAUCUGAUUGAAAUUUAAGUUUCAUUUUGAGCAUUUAUAAGUUGACAACAUUAGGUUCUUGUUAGACUUAAAUCAUUUUUUAUUUAGCUUGGAUCUCCUAAUCUCUCUCCUAUGGUCGUGCAACUUGAGAUUAGUUUCGGUCGUUAUUAAUAAGAAUGAAAAGGUCUCAUUCUGCGUAUUUUUCUGAUUCGAUAUUUUGAAUUAUCUUCUGGUCGGUUUUUGCUUGUUCAUUGCAAUUCGCAAGCUGUUAACAAGGCCCAUGGAGAAAUCCAGUUUAGGUGGCCUGUUAACACCACCCAAGAUUGGUCCAAGUCGACCUCUUGUUCUCUCUAUGGUAAUUAGAAUGAAUCUGAGUCAUGCUUGACUUGCGAAGUUACCAAACUACCCACAGCUACUUGGUUUCGUAUUUGUGUUACCAAGGGGGUAGAAUCGAAGUUAGCACACACCACCAAAACCCUAAAAAAAAUCCGCAGCGACAGAGCUAAAAAACCCUCACGGACCAACUAAAUAGUCUCUUAGUUCUUUCGUUCAAUCCGGCAAAAAAACCAUGUCUGAUAUGUUCCUCGGCGAUUACGCAAAACAGUGCGAGAUCCCUGCUGGUGAGGUUUUGGAGAAAAUAAGAUCGAAUCUUACGAGUUUUGGUCAUCGUGGUCCUCUCUCAUUAAGGGCUUAUGGUGAUUUAACUGGUCAUGACUUUCCAGCUGGAGACAUUAAGCUCAAUCACUUCCCCGCAGGACACAGAUACGCGGGACAGAAAAAGAUGCUUGAAGACCUUGUUUCAUGGUCAGCUGAACAUCCAGAACCGUGUACUUUGAUGCUAAUAUUGGGAGACACCUCUCAUGAGUUCGUCGAGAUUGUUGGACGUUUGAAAUCCACGAAAAAUUACCAAGUUCUCCUAAUUCAACCGGGUGAUGAUGAUCCUAUCGACCAAAGCGGAAGUGUGGACAAUAAUAAUAUGCGGAACCGGAAGAAACGUCGUCGUUGUACUUGCACUUGUAGAGGAAGAAGCUUCUCACUCGGUGUUGCCUAUAAGCUGAAGAUGAAGUGUAGGAGAUGUCGUAUAAAAAAAUCGAAAUCACCUAAAGUUGAAAAGCAAAGCGGAAGGUGUAGGGAGCGAAGCAGUGUUGCAAAACCCAAUGGAGACGAAUGCAGUGGUAAUCUUCAGUUCCCUCUUUUCCAUAGAUCCGCCAGGACUGCACUUUUGGGAAUACCUAUAGACAGAUCCCCACUCAAGGAGUCGCUCAUUCGCCCUAGCUUACACCAACGAUCUGACCAGAAGCGACACUUUCGUCCAUUUCCUAGCUUCACCAUUAUCCAAAGUGACAACCGUGCUCCAAGCAACUCGCGCUGA
Camelina sativa (false flax) is the source of this 1726-nucleotide messenger RNA. The record is from RefSeq and is a predicted model, not a curated record. Lineage: Eukaryota; Viridiplantae; Streptophyta; Magnoliopsida; Brassicales; Brassicaceae.